Messenger RNA from Hypanus sabinus (Atlantic stingray), 1939 nucleotides. RefSeq names its product transmembrane protein 255A (gene tmem255a). NCBI's taxonomy places the organism in Eukaryota, Metazoa, Chordata, Chondrichthyes, Myliobatiformes, Dasyatidae. The transcript is spliced from 9 exons. The record is from RefSeq and is a predicted model, not a curated record. The coding region runs from base 115 to 1164 and encodes 349 amino acids.
CGCCAGCGGCCAGCACGGCAGUGCGGGCGCGAUAAACAGUAACCGGGGUGGAAUCGGACCGUGCGGUGUGCCGCCGCCGUCGCCCGAUGCGCUGAUCCAUCUGGGGCAACGUGCAUGCCCGCUGCGCGCUCCCGGCGGCCUGAGGCACUGGGGGUGAGCCCGCAGGCUUCAGCGGGCUUCAGUAUGCAGCACUCUCUGACUCAGCAAGCGAGUGGAUUAACACUGCACGACUCAGUAGGGCUGUUCAAUAAAAGGAAGCGAGCCUCUCUACUGGUGAGCGGCGCCCUUCUCAUCGCCUCGGUGUUAAUUCUGACCGUGGGCUUGGCAGCCACCACUCGGACCCUGAAUGUUUCGGUCGGGGGAUACUACCCAGGGGUUAUUCUUGGUUUUGGAUCAUUUCUGGGACUGAUCGGGUCAAAUCUACUUGAAAAUAAACGACAGAUGCUGGUGGCAUCGAUCGUGUUCAUCAGUUUUGGUGUAGUGGCGUCUUUCUGUUGUGCCAUUGUUGAUGGUGUAUUUGCUGCCAGACAUAUUGACAUCAGACCUUUCCAUGCCGGGAGAUGCCAGUAUUAUUCCAGUGGAACUCCAUACCCUUCCGACGAUUAUAAUGCAGAGGUGACAUGCCCGAAUCAGUCACGCGCUCCCUGCAUACUGAAAAUAAAGAGCAAUACCUGUUAUUGCUGCGAUCUUUAUAAGUGUGGCAGUCGAGACACUCUGGGUGGCUAUUAUGAAUACAAUGAUGUGGGAAGUUGCCAAGAAGUUAUUCACCUGUAUCACCUGCUAUGGUCAUCGACAAUCCUCAAUAUCGUGGGGUUGUUCCUUGGAAUCAUCACCGCAGCCAUCCUUGGUUCCUUCAAAGACAUGCAGACACCAACUGCUUCUCGUAUUACCUACGCUCCCGAACCUCCGCCUCCACCCAUAAUGUGCGAUCCUGGACAACAGAUGCUGGCCUACACAAACUUCUACCCUGGGCCGCCACAUCUGCCACCUUACAGCCCAUACGAUAUACAGCACCCCAGUAUAUUCUCGGCCUCGACACCGUCUGAUGAUUCACAGUCCAUUUCACAGUCUGCUUCAAGUUACAUGUGGCCACCAAACACUCCUCCUCGCUACUCCCCAGCAUACUUCCCACCCGACGAAAAGCCGCCACCUUACACGCCGUAGACCUGGGACCUUCCUCCCGUGACCGGCACAGGCCUGGUCGAGCUGAAGACCUCUACAACAAGAGCAGCGACCGCAUGGAUCACCGCGUGACUCCGUGCGAUUCCUCUCACCACCCGCUCUCGCUGCAGUGAAUUUUACGAGAGGAACUUACCUGUACAAAACAAAAACAAAACCAUCAGCGUAUCAUCCUGCUACCUAUUGUUAAGGGUAUGUUAAUCCUUAUUUGUUGGAAAAUAAUUCACUUAUACUCAAGGUUACAGUGAAUAAAAAGCAAAGAAACAAUUUUGGAAAUUCAAGGUCCGUUGGCGGUGUCAUUUAACCCUUGAUCCAAAGAAGAAACGAGCUUAAGGAGUUAACUACUCCAUCCUAUUUUCCUAGGUUGCUAAUUUAUUGAUAAAGGCAGACAUACUAUAUGUACUUUAUAACUGAUAGUCUAUUUUUAGCUUUAUGGUAUUAACUUCCCCUGUGACUUUUUUUAACCCAUUGAAAUCCCUACUUUUUACUAAUCUGCAUUGCUGUUUACAAAGAUAUUGUGUAUAUUCUUGGUGUCUAGAUAAAUGAUACAAUGCUGCUGUUAUCAAGUAGAUGUGUACUAACAGAGGCUUAUUUUCGUACUAUGUACUGGUGGUACACCAGGUUGGUGUGCUGGAAUAUUAGUCCAUUAUCUUUCCUUCUUACCACAGCACAAGCCACACAGACCGAGUUUGGUUGUUCUGUUGAGCUGAUUUCCAUGUUUUUUCUCUCUCUCUCUCUCUCUCUCUCUCUCCCCCCCUCC